Messenger RNA from Wasmannia auropunctata (little fire ant), 1709 nucleotides. Its product is annotated as kallikrein-11-like. NCBI's taxonomy places the organism in Eukaryota, Metazoa, Arthropoda, Insecta, Hymenoptera, Formicidae. The transcript is spliced from 10 exons. Gene Ontology annotation, molecular function: serine-type endopeptidase activity. Gene Ontology annotation, biological process: proteolysis. The record is from RefSeq and is a predicted model, not a curated record. The coding region runs from base 72 to 1649 and encodes 525 amino acids.
GUAUAAAAAGGGACGAUACAGUGGCUUCCUCAGUCGAAUUCGCAAGUCUAUCUGAAUUUGAAUUUGCGAAGAUGAUGAAGUUAAUUAUUCUGCUUGCUGUUACCAUUGCCCAACGGGCUUAUUGCGGUGAAACUGAACCGUUUAUCGUUGGUGGUGACAAAGCUGUUCCCGGUCAAUUUCCACAUCAAGUCUCCCUUCAAGUGCAGGGCCAGCAUAUUUGCGGCGGUAGCAUCAUUAGUCCUACGUGUAUCGCUACUGCCGCUCAUUGCGUAGAUGAUCCAAGAUACAAUAAAUAUAUGACUGUUGUAAGCGGAACCAACGACCUGAACAAGAAUGGUAAAAGGCACCAAAUCAAGUGCAUUCGAAUACAUCCAGGCUACAGUAAUAGAAUGGAAGAUGGCUGGAAAGAUGAUAUCGCUAUAAUCACCUUGGCAAACCCGAUAACAAUGAACGACUUGCAACGUACAAUUCCUUUAGCAAAUAAAGAGGAAUACGGCGGUAAACGCGGUAUCAUAAGCGGAUGGGGACAACUAAGUGAACAUAAUACGGCAACUCCGAACAUGCUCAGAUGGGUUACUGUGAACGUCUUAAGCCAAAAUCAGUGCCUAAAUGCACACAGAUUUCCACGUACCAACCCAGGCCAGAUGUGUACGCAGGAAAAUAGGAAAGGUGUCUGCAGUGGUGAUAGCGGUGGUCCUCUCGUUGUCAACGGGCAACUCGUUGGCCUCGUCUCUUGGUCUCCGCCCUGCGGUUCGGGACAAGCUGAAGUUUUCACUCAUGUUUACAAGUAUCUCGAUUUUAUCCAGCAAUCUAAAUCUAUUGGUGGCUCCCUCGUUGCAGUUGAUAACGAGUUUGUUGGCGUUGUUCCUUGGGAUUUGCUCUGCGUUCUGAGAAUAUCUGAUGUAUACGCACUAAUGUUUACAAAGGCUUAUUGCGGUGAAACUGAACCGUUCAUCGUUGGUGGAAACUAUGCUAGACCUGGUCAAUUUGCACAUCAAGUCUCCCUUCAAGUUUUUGGAGGCCAGCAAUUUUGCGGAGGUAGCAUCAUUGAUUCUACGCACAUUCUCACUGCCGCUCAUUGCGUAGAUAACCCUGAGUACACGAAUGAUAUGACUGUCGUAACCGGAACCAACAUGAUAGCGCGUGGAAGUGGCAACAAGCACGAAAUCAAGUGUAUUCGAAUACACCCAGGCUACACUGGUGAAAAAGCGGAUUCCUGGAAAGAUGAUGUCGCUGUGAUCACUCUGAAAGAGCCGAUCGUAUUUAACAAUUUGCAAAAAGCAAUUCGUUUAGCAAGUAGAAACUAUACUACCGGCGCUUCUCGCGGUAUCGUGAGCGGAUGGGGAAGAACUGAUGUAAAUGCACCGGCCUCGCCAGUGCUCAAAUAUGUUGAUGUGAACGUCUUAAGCCAACAAAGCUGCCUACAAAGAAGAGGAUAUCCGCCCACCAGGGAAAAUCAGAUAUGUACACUGGACAGAGUUGGGAACGGUGCCUGCAGUGGUGACAGCGGUGGUCCUGUCAUUGUCGGUGACGAGCUCGUUGGUGUCGUUUCUUGGGUCACGCUCUGCGCUUUGGGAGUGCCUGAUGUACACACUAAUGUUUACAAAUAUCUCGAUUUUAUCAAACAAUCUCAAUCUAUGACGUGCUAAUAUUGUAAUUUGCAUUUAAAACAGAAUUUAAUUCUCUAAGUAUUUACAUUCUAAAAUUUU